Serendipita indica DSM 11827 is the source of this 2691-nucleotide messenger RNA. The record is from the annotation of a GenBank genome assembly. NCBI's taxonomy places the organism in Eukaryota, Fungi, Basidiomycota, Agaricomycetes, Sebacinales, Serendipitaceae.
AUGGCUGAAAAUAGAAUCGCUUCGUCGAAGAUCCGUGUCGCUGCGGGUGCUUCUUCAGUUUCAAAAGAAGCGAGUGGUUCACUGAUUCAUUUGCGGGUCACCGCUCCUUCGCCAAUCCCGCCACCUCUACGGAUUAUUACAGCGCAUACGAGCAACCUGAUAGACAAUUUGGGUGAAAAUCCUUUCUUCAGACUGCAACUAUACCACAUUCUACUAUGCAUUCGGCAUAUCACGUACAAUCUCGCUGAGACCAUCAACACGACGGAUUUUGAAGACAUGACAUGUAGCGAUGAACAACACAAGCAGAUAAUUAAGAUCAGAAUGACGCUCAGCGGUAUUCAGAGUGUUAUGCUUGACAUCAAGCGGGCCCAGUCAAAGACUAUUAGCUUCAAACAAUUCCAAACUACCAUUUACAAUCUAUUUGAUGGCCUUCGGUCGCAAGAACUCGCUGGAGCUGAGGCGGUAAAUCAAUCGGCCGAGCUCUUCGAAGCGCUCAAGGUAUCUGAUUGGAUAGAAAUAGCCGCAUUGCAUGAAAGAAAGUAUAGAUUGUCAGAUACUUCUCUUGGUCCAGGAUUUCCGUCAAUCACUUCCACAUACACACCGCGUGUCGAGGCCGAACAACAACUCAACGAAGCUGCCUUCCGGAAUGAUCGCCCAACCGGAAAGAAUGUCAUCGUCGUCUCCGGUUCACCUGGGAGCGGAAAGACACAGUUGGUUCUGCAUUUCGUUCAGCAGAACCGCAAAAAGUUCGUCGCGGCCUACUUCAUUGAUAGUUCCUCCGAUAAACUGGUUAGGGAUGGGUUCAAGAAAUAUAUCCAACCGCCUGGAAUCACGGACCCUCAGGAAGGCCUUCGCUAUCUCGAACGCUCUCAAGCACCCGGGAAAGGGCCAUGCUUAAUCAUAUUUGAUAAUCUCGCGUCCUCUGUCGAUAUUAACCCCUAUCUUUCAACCUCGGACCAUUUCCUCGUCCUCAUCACGACACAAGCACAACUGUACCUCUCACCACGUGCUACGGUGUAUCUCGGAGAGAUGACGCCUUUCACGCCUGCAUCUACAGAUACCCUGAAGAGGAUAGGAGAUGCCCUUGGAAAUCAACCUGCCGCGAUCACUUGCGCGACAGCAUACAUGAAUGCGUCAGGUACACCCCCAGAUACCUACCUAUCGCGUCUGCAACCGGAGCUUAUAGCAGAGAGGACUCGUUCCGGAGAUUUCCACACGCCAAUGUAUGCAGCUCUCACCGUCUCAUACAACACCAUCUCAGAAGGUGCUCAGCAACUUCUACUCCUUCUCUCUUGCUUCGUUCCCGUCAGAUUCCCUCUUCUCCAACUUGUCAAUCAGGCAGCUAGUACCGACUUCGACUACAAGAUGUACCCAAUGGUGCGGAGAAGCGAAGAAAAGACCAGAGGCACAGUAUCUCUUCUUCAGCAAAUCUUUUGCGCGAAAGGGAGCUUUGACGAAGAAGGGCUACGCCGGGAGUACCAAGGCUUGAAACAAUACAACUUCAUCUCCGACGCCAAAGCUGGAGACUUGGUUUUGACCUCUCUCCAUCCAGAGGUCAAGUCCUGGGUUAGGAGCUGGAUCAAUAAACCAACCGAGGAGGCAUAUCAAGCAGCGGCCACCCAACUCCUCGGAUGCUCGCCUAAGCACAAAGACCCAAUGGACCAGUACCUGAAUCCACAGAUAAUGGAGCUUGAAUCCUCCUUUGACACCCUCCGCACCAACGACAAGGCCUCCUUUGCCAGAGUUCUCUACCGCACUGGGGAUCACGGGAAGUCUCUCCAGCUCUUCAGGCAGGUGAUUGAGGACCUGCAACGAGAUCUCGGACAAAACCACGAGGACACUCUAGAAGCACUUGUCGAGCUUGCAAACGUUGAGCACGCCAACAAAAACUAUGCUGAUGCCAAGACGCAUAGGGAGGCUAUCAGAAAGUGGAGACGUGGACGCCUUGGGCCCGACCAUCCGAAAACACUAGAGGCAGAGGGAUUGCUGGCUGAGACCUGUACCAGCCUCGGGGAAAAUGCAGAGGCCGUGAAUCUGUACAGACGGAUUUUGGAAGUGAGGAGAGGGAUUCUGGGCGACGACGACACCCUUACCCUUAUGACGAGGGCAAAGCUGGCAGACGUCUAUCAUGCCUCAGGUAAUAAACACGAAGCUCUGGCCCUCAGAAGCGAUGUCUAUAUUCGACGAGAGAAUGCACUCGGUCCGAAUGACGCAGACACUAUUCUCGCUGCUAGCAAUCUUGCCGUUUCCUGCUAUAGCCUUGCUACGUCCAAGAGCAGGGGAAAUGUAGCUGAAGAAAGCGAAAUUGGAGAGCUGCUCUCCCAGGCAGAGAAGCUCCAGGUCCAGGUUCUACAGUAUCGAAAGACAGCCCUCGGAGUCUUGGAUCCCGAAACUCAACUUGCCAUGGGGAAUCUGAUGUGGACAUACUAUGAACUCGACAAAAGGACAGAAGCGGAAGAAGUGGCUCAAAUCUUAUAUGAUGCUACCAAGAGUCUAUAUGGAUCAAAUCACACCUCUACUCGACGAGCCGAACUUGCUCUAGCUCUUUUCCGGAGAGAUCUCUCAUCUGCCAGAGCGAUUAGACGGGGCCUCAAUGAGAACCAUCCAGAUUAUGAGCAUGCGGUAAACGUUGUGGAAACAAUAAAGGCGAACAGGUCAUUCUUCCGCCGGUUUCUCGACUUUAUGCUGUAG